Molecule: messenger RNA, 2432 nt
Organism: Vitrella brassicaformis
Lineage: Eukaryota; Vitrellaceae
Source: the annotation of a GenBank genome assembly
CUAGGACACAUAGACCUUCUGGAAGGACUUGAUGGGAUAUGACUCACGGCUCCGCGGACACUGCACACGCCCGCCAGACACACCAUAGAUGCCACUUAAGGGUAUUUCCAGCUCCCGGCUAACCUCGACGUAGCCAUUGGUCGACUGAGCUGCCAGGGCCUCAAUCGCCUGCAACACACACACACACACACACACAACCACAGCACACAUUCAGCACACUGCCUGCCAGCAUCAUGUGUGUGUGUGUGUGUGUUUGCCGCUCACCGAGGUGGCGUACACAAACCCGGCCGGCGACGCCAGUGGAGGAUCGUUCUCAGCCUGACAACCAUCACACAACAAGUGUUCACACAACAAGUGUUCACAAGAACACAUGCCUCUCCUCUCCCCCUCCCUCUGCUCACGAUGGGUUCUCCAGUGAUGCCGCAGACGAGUGUGCUCUGGACGUGGUGGGGUGCUGGGACGUCCUUGAGGUACUGUGUCCACCCCGGGUCGCACGUAGGGCAUGUGACGGAGCGGUGCUCCUCACACAGGGGGGACUUCAUGGCGAAGAAGCCCGCCUGCAGGAGGAUCUCCAGGAGGGGCUUGGGGGGGAAGCCGUAGAGCUGAGAACACUGCACACACCGAAACAAAGAGAUACACAUUCAAUGUGCGUAUCAAUGGGUUUUGUCCGUGUGGUGUGGGUGGCUGACGGCUUCAUUGAAGAGAGAGGUGAGCAGGUCCCACCGAGAGUCCUCCAUCAGCCGCUGACACGCCACGCCAUGGACACACACACGUGAUUUCGUGAGUGAGUGAGUGUUGGCGCGUGUGCAUUGUCUGUUUAUCCCCCCCUGGGCAUGGCAUCACUCCCUCCCUGGCUGGCUGACCAUGUAUUCGUUUGGCAGCUUGUCAGUGCCGAUGUUGACGAAAGCCAACAUGGCCAUGAUCUUGCGCAGCUCAGCGCAACCCUCUGAACCAACCAUCCAGACAACGCCAUCACAAAACGCAUGUCAUGUGAUGUGCCUCCGUCUCGUCAGGCUGCAUGAGAUUGUGUGUGUACUUUCAUUGCUGUGCAUUCCCUCCCUGACCGACCGAUGUCUGAUGGAUUGAGAUUCUCGCGCACAUAUUUGACGGCCUGGCCACACACACACACAGAGUCAGAAGGGCAACAUUUCAGAGCGCAUGUCGUUUCCCUCCCUCCCUCCGCCCCCUCACCUCUUGUGCUUUCUUGUCUGCCAUGAGCCCAAUGACGUGCUGCAGAUGCAGCUGCGUCUCGAAGGACGACUGCACAACACAACACACCGCACCAGACGACACACACGAUGCACACGCAGCCGUUGCAGACAGUCAUCUAUCUGUGUGUGGUGUGGUGUGGUGUGGUGCCUGCAGUUUCUUGAGCCUCGAUUUGUUGGCGGUGCACCACUCGAGGGCCACGGCGGUCUCGUGCCGCUGGAGGCUCUGCAGCACCUCGUUGGCCUGACGGAACACCUCCUCGUCCACCAUGUCCUGACACGCACAACAAACACACACCAUGCUCACAAUACGUAAGGCACACACACACAGCUCUCCCUCCCUCCCUCCCUCUGUGUGCCUGUUUGCCUGCCUCUCUGCGUCGCUAACCCACCUCCAGAUCCGCCGCCUCCUUGAGUGCGUCCGCCGUCUUGGUGAGCCCCCUCCUGGCGAGGUAGUCAUAGACCAUCCUGUCGACCUUGCGGGCGUAGGUGUCGAAGGAGAAGUCCCUCUGCCACCCAGCCAAAGUGUGUGGGCCCAGGUGGCCCACGGGGAUGGCCGGCUCCUCCUGCAGAGUCCGCAGCCGCUUCUGGCAACGCGACACGUACAUGUCUGCUUCCUGGGAGGCUUCUUCCACCUAGUGGACACACACACCCAUACACACAGAGAGAGAGGGACGGAGAGAUCAAGGAAGGGAUGGCCAUGCCAUGUAUGAGUGUGUGUGACACACACGCACACACAGCCAUACACACACACAGGGAGGUCCAUGCCAUGCCUACCUACCUACCUUGUUUUUGAGGUUUUGCAGCUUGUUGAUGAGUCUGUCCAUCCGGGUGAGGCACUCAUCCCUGGCCCCCUCGGAGCAGGACCUCCCGAUGUAGGUGACGGUGGCGCCCACCUCCUUCUCGACCUGCUUCUGCAGAUUGCGAAAGGCCUUCAUCAGACACUCGUAAGGCACCUUGAUGAAGGCGUACUCGUAAGCCGGCACCUCGGCCGACGGAGAAGUGGGUGCACUGCCGGCACUGCCAGCGCUCCCAUCUGUAGCAGCUGACGAGCGGCGCUGGGCUGCGGCUUCGCCAGUGGCACCGUUGUUCAUGCUGGGUGUUGCCGAGUGUGCUGUGCUUGUCAAUCCGCUGUCUUGGCGCGUGCAGGGGCGGUCUUGUCCCUUCUUCCUCUUCCUCUUCUUCCCUUUUUGCACCGGGGGGAGCUUCCCUUUUUUCCGCGAG